This is a messenger RNA of Prosopis cineraria, 1578 nucleotides long. RefSeq lists its product as uncharacterized. The coding region runs from base 124 to 1368 and encodes 414 amino acids. The record is from RefSeq and is a predicted model, not a curated record. NCBI's taxonomy places the organism in Eukaryota, Viridiplantae, Streptophyta, Magnoliopsida, Fabales, Fabaceae. The transcript is spliced from 2 exons.
GCUCUGUUAUGUUCACCCCCACAAACAGCGCAAGUAGCGGGAGGAGCUUCAACUGUUGAUGUAAAUUCUCUCUUCUCCUAUCACCCUUUCUCUUGUUCCCUGUUGGAGAAUUCCGAGAAGCAGAUGGGAGGCUGUGCCACCAAGCCCAGGGUGCUGAAGGGUGAUGAUGCUGCGGCAAAAGCACCCGAACCUCCCCAGGACGAGUCACUCCUCGACAAAGCUCAACAACUCCAGCUUCCCCACUUUGCAGGCGACGAUUCUUCCAACAAACGCCAUUCUCUCAGCUCCCUGUUCACCCAGCAGAAUGAAGACGGAACGGCGGCUGCAGAAAAUGGGAAGGUCGCUGUCUCGGCGGAAGAGACAGCCACACAGGAAAAGCCGGGAGCUGAGAAGCCUUCAUCAGAAGACAGUGAAUGCCACGAGACCCUAACACGAGAGUUUGCAGAGAAAGCUUCAGAGGAACUUAAGAGCAAAGAGGAGUCUCGAGAGGUAGAGGAGGAGAAACCUUCAGGGGAAUGUCAGAGUCAGAGCACCGAGGAAAUCCAAGGAGAAUCAGCAGACGUGGCGGCGGAGAAAACUUCAGAGGAAACUGGUAGCAAUGAGGUCGUUAUAGGAGAAUGCGCCGAGGCGAUGGUCCAGAAAAUUUCAGGGGAAACUGAAACUGAAACCGAAAGAAACAACAUUGUAAUCAAAGGAGAAUCCACGGACGUGGCAGUGGAGAAAAUCUCAGAUGAAACUGAGACUGAAAACAAUAAGGUAAUCCAAGGAGAAUCUGCAGACGUGGCGAUGGAGAAACCUUCAGAGGAAACUGAAAGCAAUGAAGUAAUUAAACAAGAAUGCGCAGAGGGGAUGGGGGAGAAAAUUGGAGGGGAGACAGAAACUGAAAGCAAUAAAGUAAUUAAACAAGAAACGGCAGAGGUGAUGGUGGAGAAAAUCUCAGGGGAGACAGAAACUGAAAGCAAUGAAGUAAUUAAACAAGAAUCCGCUGAGGUGAUGGGGGAGAAAAUUGCAGGGGAAACUAAAACUGAAAGCAAUGAAGUAAUUAAACAAGAAACGGCAGAGGUAAUGGUGGAGAAAAUCUCAGGGGAGACAGAAACUGAAAGCAAUGAAAUAAUUAAUGAAGAAUCCGCAGAGGUGACGGGGGAGAAAAUUUCAGGGGAAACUAAAACUGAAAGCAAGGAGGCAAUGAAAGGAGAAUGUUCAGAAGAAGAGAGAAAACAAGAAAUAUUGGAAGCUGAGGAUCCUAGGAAGGAGGAGGUGGAGGAAAGCAAAGAGAAACGUGAAAGCAACGGGACAGGGAAACAAGAAGAUGCGGGGAUGGAGGUGGAGGAAACCGCUGGGAGCGUAGAUGGAGUUGUGUUGAACUGACGGCCAAGGCGGACUAGAAGAGUUGGGGCCAUGACUUUCAGCCAGGCCCACCAUCCGCAAAAGCCUCCAGAAUCCUAAGCUUCAUGGGCCCCCCCUCUCUGCUCAUUUGUUUCACCAUUCCUUUGAACCCCCCCCCACCCCUUCAUUUCCCCAUUUUGGUUCUGUUUGAAUUUCGUUUUUUUAAAGAAAUAAAUAAAACUUUGGUCGUGC